AUGACACCUAGGGUUUCAUGGAGUCUGAGAAGAAGCGCGGCGCUGGCGAGACGAUGCCGCAUCAUCGGGGAGCCGUAUUUGGGAGCACCGUGUAGGAGGGCCCGUGGCGGCGACGUGCUCGGGACCGCCGCCGUGGGGCUCAUCGUGUUUGGGGACGGCGAAUCACGGCUGCUGUAUGGCGCAACACCGAGGAGAGGGUCGCUCGCUCCCGCCCUUGCGCGAGGAGGAAAGGGCAUGGAGGAGAAUGAGGGUGGCCACCGUGCCAUGCACUCUCACAGGUUAGGAUGCCUCCUCGCCGGAUCCACCGAGGGCGAGCGCCUCCACCCUAUCCGGUCCGCCUCGUCGCCGGAUCAGCCGAGGGCGACGGUCGACGGUCUGCUCACCGGCCGGGCUGCCUCAUCUGGAUCCAUCCUCGGCAUGGGAGGGGAGGCGACAGGGGGGACGACGUCUGGAACCGUUGAUGCCCUGGCUGAUUGGGUCGCCGGGGGCUUGGCGAGGGAGGCUGCGGCGAGGCUACUGGGCGACGACGACAGCGGAGGAGCGAGGCCGACGGGCGAUCACGGCGCGAUGGGAUCGGUGGGGAGGAGAUAUCACGACAGCGGUGCGGGAAUGGGGAUAGGGAGCUCCAGCGGGUCGCACGCACGGCGCCGUCCCGCCCAACAACAGUACGAGGCAGGGGAGCAGUUCGUCGCGUGUCGCGCCGCUCGCCAAUUCGAACGGGCGAGACCGGGAUCCGCACCUGAGCCGCCGGAGAGGAAGAGAUGGCCAGGCCGUGGUGAUCUCCGCGGGGCUGGAGGUGCGUGCGCGGGGAUGGAUCUCGCGGGGAUGAAGCGGCGGGAGCUCCAGGCGCUCUGCAAGCGGCACGGCCUCCCGCCGGGGGCUCCAACGCCGACCUCGUCGCUCGUCUCGAAGCCGCGCUCUCGUGCGGAGGAGGAGGUGGCCGGAGUGCCGGCGAGGAAGGGGUGUCUGAAGCAAACAGACGGAGAUGCUGUCGAGGCGAAGAAGGUUACUUUUGCGGCGGAGGAAGGGAAGGCAAGGAGACUGAGGUCUCAGAGGUGGUCACAGAUGUCCCGGGUGAGGCGGUCCAGGAGGAAUUCGGUGUGUGCUGCUGAGGCUGAGGAAGCAGGAGAGGCUGUUGCUGUUGAUAGGAAGCGCAAGCGCAAGAACCUGGAGAAUGAUGAGAGUGUCGCUAUCAGUGCUCAGGUUGGGGUUUCGUCUAGAGUGACGAGAAGGUCAAGUUUGGCGGGGGUUGGUGUUGUGUUGCUUCCUGUUGUUGAGAAGAAGAGAGGGAGGGGGAAAGCAGCUGGUGGUAGUAAUAAACUUGUUGCUAAGGUUCAAGACAGUGAGCCUGAUGUGCAGAAUUCGGCUCAGGUGGACGUAUCAGCUAGGAUUACAAGAUCUCGCGCAACAGCACCUGUUGUAAUGUCACCCACUGUCGUUGAGAACAAGAGGAGGAGGAAGACCGGAGAUGCACGAACAAAUUUAGAGCUGCCUACAGUCUCAGAUGUGCCUAGAAAUGAUACUCCUGUCACCAGGUCUUUGAGGAGCAGAGUUGUCCAGGUUAACAACAGUAUGGUGGACGAAACUCACACUGCCAGGCAGCUGGAAAACAAGACGCAACCCAGUAGGCCACCUACUCGUAGGCAUCAACAGGUUUCAUCUUCUGUGGAGGACAAAAAUCAAGAACAAACUGCUGCUCCCAAUAAGGCUCCCAUAUUGAGGCGAUCAGGGAGAAAUUCUGAAGAUGCUGAGAAGCAGCCAGAAGUUAAAGAUCUGGUUAAGCGAUCAACACGUAAAUCUGUUGUCCCAGCUACACUUGAGAAAGAGGAGAAUGAUCUAAUUGAAGAAAAGAACCCUGAAGCACAUGUUAGGAGAUCAAUGAUGAAAUCAAUUGUGCCGGUUAAAGAUAUCAAAGGUAUUGGUGAAAAGAUUCAAAAUGCUAACAGUGAAGAUGCGGUGAAGCAAGCAGCAACUAAAGGACCUGUUAGGGGAUCGAGACGUAAAUCCGUUGUCUCAGAAUUGCAUAAGAAAGAGAAGGGUCUCAUUGCAGAAAAGAGUACGGAAGCACAUGAAAGGAGAUCAAUGCGGAAACCUGUAGUGCCAGUUAAAGAUAUUAAAGCUGCUGUUGAAGAAAUUCAAAAUGCUAAGGGCAAAGAUGUGGAGAAGCAAUUUGUUGUGAAGCAACCUACUAUGCGCUCAUCAUGCAAAUCUGUUCUGCCUGAUAUACUUGAGAACAAUAGUGGACUUCUAGCAGCAGAAAUGAAUGCUGAGAUGAAUGUUAGGAGAUCAACACGGAAGUCUGUUCUUCCUAAUAUGCUUAAUGAGGAGAACCAAGAUCAGAAUAAAAUUGCCAGAAAUGAGAACUUUCAAAGUGGUAAAUGUCAAGAUGAUGAGAGGCAACAGAAAGUAAAGGAACCUAUUAGGCGAUCAAGGCGGUCUGUGGUUGCAGUGCCUUUUGAGGAAGAAAAUAAUGGUCUUUAUGAGGAAAAAAUAUCAAAAAUUCCUAUGAGGAGAUCAACAGGUAAAUCUGUUGCUCUUAAUGAAGUUGAAAAAGUGAGCAUGGAUGACACUGAAAUAGUUGCAGGGGAACCAGAAAGAGUUGGUGAAGAGGGCUUGAAAUUGAGGAAGCACAAAAGGUCUUCGCUGGAAAUAUCCUCUUCAGCUAAUGAUUCCAGGAAGAUGGAGGAUUUUGAUGGACAGAAAUUCAGGAAGCAGCAGAACCCACAAAUCCCAAAUGAAAAAGGUAACACAGGGGGAACACUGCAGGCAUCAAAUUCCACAACUUUAAAGGGAAGGUCUUCAAAGAGGAGACGGACAACUGCUUCAGAAGAAGUGAGGUCUGUCAAGGAGGCAAAUGAUGACAUAAUUAUCAGGGAAGCAACAAAGGAUGCACACAAAGCUACUCAUGAGAAUAAGGAGUCUGGUAGCAGAGUUCAAGAAUUUGGUCAGGUUAAUGCCACAAGAGAAGAGCACUCUUCAGGACCAUUGCUUGUAACAGUGACACUCACUGAAGAAAUUUCCACAGCGCAGAGUGUGCGUGUGGUGAUACCUGGGUCAGAACCUGGUGACAAUGCAAAUGAAAGUUCAGAUAAGAGUAAGCAGGAACAUUCUGACAUUCAGGCUGUUGAUAGCCAUUUAUCUGAAACAAGUGGGGAAUUAGACCAAUCAUCUUGCAUCGCUGGACUAGUUCUACACAAUUUUGAUGUCUCAGAGGACAAAUCAUUGAUGAGCAAAGGUGAGGUUAACAUGGGUGCUAAUGACAUGCUAGAUGGUUUAUCAAUUGAUUUCACUGUUGGAGAUCGUGAAGAGCAAAGCCCUGUAUCCGGAGAAAGGAGAGUUGGUUUGGAAGCAAAUGCCAGCGAGCCUGGGCAACAUAACCUUGCUAACGUCAUGUCCACUGGUCUCCACGCCAAAAGUCUGCAACAUGAUACUGACAUAAUAGCUGAAAAGACUGAUAAAGAUGUUUUGCCUAUGGCUUUCCCUAUUGAAGAGCAUGGAGAAAAAUAUGCAGUGAGCCCUGUAGCUGUUGAAAAGAGCGUCGGUUCGGAAGCAAGUGCAUGUGAAUCUGCAGGAAAACCUCUAACUGGCAUCUUUUGUAACAAUCUCCACACCAAACAUCUGCAACAUGAUUCUGAUGUGCUAACUAAAGAGACUAGUGAAGCUUCUGGAGCUGCCCUACCAAUAUCAGAAUCAGAUACUAAUCCAGAAAUUCAAUGUAAUGCUGAAGAAAGCAUUCGAGCUGCUGAUCUUGGGAAAUGUCCCAGCAGGGUCAGCAAAGGGAAUCCUUAUUCGACAAGUCUGCCCUUGGAAAGUGCUGCUGAUGAUUGUAUUCUUCCGGUACUGAAUGGUGAUAAGGGAUGUUCAUCAGAUGGAAGACCUUCGUCAUUUGGUCUUGAGUUUCUGUUUGCAGAAGCGCAUGAAGAAAGCUAUUCCAGAAAUAUAGAAAAUACUGUUGGAGAUUGUGAAGAUAAAAGCCCUAUAUCCGGAGAAGGGAGAGUUGGCUUGGAAGCAAAUGCAAGCGAGUCUGGGGAAAAGAACAUUGCUGAUAUCAUGUCCACUGGUCUCUACGCCAAAAGUCUGCAACAUGAUACUGACAUAAUAGGUGAAGAGACUGAUAAAGAUGUUUUGCCUAUGGCUUUCCCUAUUGAAGAGCAUGGAGAAAAAUAUGCUGUGAGCCCUGUAGCUGUUGAAAAGAGCGUCGGUUCGGAAGCAAGUGCAUGUGAAUCUUCAGGAAAACCUCUAACUGGCAUCUUUUGUAACGAUCUCCACACCAAACAUCUGCAACAUGAUUCUGAUGUGCUGACUAAAGAGACUGGUGAAGCUUCUGGAGCUGCCCCACCAAUAUCAGAAUCAGACACUAAUCCAGAAAAUCAAUGUAAUGCUGAAGAAAGCAUUCGAGCUGCUGAUCUGGGGAAAUGCCCCAGCAGGGUCAGCAAUGGGAACCCUUAUUCGACAAGUCUGCAAUUGGAAGGUGCUGCUGAUGAUUGUAUUCUUCCAGUACUGAAUGCUGAUAAGGGAUGUUCAUCAGAUGGAAGACCUUCGUCAUUUGGUCUUGAGCUUCUGUUUGUAGAAGCGUGCAAAGAAAGCUAUUCCAAAAAUAUAGAAAAUACUGUUGGAGAUUGUGAAGAGAGAAGCCCUAUAUCCGGAGAAGGGAGAGUUGGCUUGGAAGCAAAUGCAAGCGAGUCUGGGGAAAAGAACCUAGCUGAUAUCAUGUCCACUGGUCUCUACGCCAAAAAUCUGCAACAUGAUACUGACAUAAUAGCUGAAGAGACUGGUAAAGUUGCUGAAGAAAGCAUUCGAGCUGCUGAUCUGGGGAAAUGUCCCAGCAGGCGCAGCAUAGGGAACCCUCUUUCGACAAGUCUGCACUUGGAAGGUGCUGCUGACGAUACUAGUCUUCCAGUAGUGAAUGCUGAUAAGGGAUGUUCAUCAGAUGGAAGACCUUCGUCAUUUGAUCUUGAGUUAAUGUUUGCAGAGGAGUGCAAAGAAAGCUAUUCCAGAAAUGCAGAAAACAGUGCUGUAGAAAUUGAUGGUGGAAACAAACCUAGCACCCCUGUGACACCUGGUUUCUAUGUGCAAUCUGAUUGUCUGGAAGAUGAGGAUGUGGAACCUACUGAAUGUGACGCUGACAAGAAACUCGAUGACGAUGAAGGUGUCGUAGAAGAAGCUCAAGAGAAAAGUAAUGAUCAGCAUGUUCCUGCCAAGACUGACCUAAACAUGAAGUUAAACGAUGAACUUGCUGGUCCUGGUACGGAAUCAAGUUGUAGCAUUACUGAAAAGAACGCCGGGCUUGUUGCAGAUAAUCUUGAUGAACAAGCUAUAAUUCUGGUCCAACAUGGUGAUGUGCAAGAAGGUGACCUCAAGAAACCUUCAUGUUCAACAACACCAGAGUGUAAACAUAAAUGUGGUUUGCCUGAGGAAACAGUAUUGCCCCCAAAGAACACGGGAUCUCUAUCAAGUGCAGAACAAUCACCAUUUGGCCUGGAGUCUUUGUUCUCACAGGAAAACAUAGAUGAAUCUAUGAGAUUUGCGACAGCUCAUACUAAAAAUGGAUUAGAUGAUUCAAAAGAUUGCCAUGUCAAGUCUGCACUCGAAAAUACUCUUAUGUCAGAACCUUUUUCACACCAUGAAGGUAUUUCCAAAAAUGAUGAUCGUAUGCAUACAUCCCAGAAAGAUCAUAUAAUGGCAGGUAUAGACAUCACAUUUGAUGGUGGAAACAAACCUAGCACCCCUGUAACACCUGGUUUCUAUGUGCGAUCUGAUUGUCUGGAAGAUGAUGUGCAACCUACUGAAUGUGAUGCUGACAAGAAACUUGAUGAUGAGGGUGUCGCAGAAGAAGUUUUAGCUCAGGAGAAAAGUAAUGAUCAGCAUAUUCCUGCCAAGACUGACCUAAACAUGAAGUUAAACGAUGAACUUGCUAGUCCUGGUACAGAAUCAGGUUGUAGCAUUACUGAAAAGAACAGAAGGCUUGUUGCAGAUAUUCUUAAUCAACAGGCUAUAAUUCAGGUGCAACAGGGCGAUUGGCAAGAAGGUGACCUCGAGAAACCUUCACUAUGUUCAGCAAAACCAGAGUGUAAGCAUGAGUGUGAUUUGCCUGAGGAAACAGUAUUGCCCUCAAGGAACAUGGGACCUCUACCAAGUGCAGGACAAUCACCAUUUGGCCUGGAGUCUUUGUUCUCGCAGGAAAGCAUAGAUAAAUCUGUGGGGUAUGGUGCACUUGCUUCUGCAACCUCUCAUACUGAAAAUGGAUUUGAUGAUUCAAAAGGUUGCCAUGUGAAAUCUGCACUCGAAAAUACUCAUGUGUCAGAACCUUUUUCACACGAUGAUAUUUCCAAAAAUGAUGAUUGUAUGCGAACAUCCCAGCAAGAUAUUGGAAUGGAAGGAUUACCAGAGGCUAACCUUGAUGAAGAACGGGUCCUGUCAGUCUUUUCAUUGGAUGCAAAGCACAUAAAGGAGGUCAUUAAUUUUGAGGAAGUGGCUUGUGAGGGUGAAGGAAGUAAGAAGUUUGUCCAUUCUGAAGAGCAUAAAGCUUCAUCUGAGAAAACAAAUGUCAAUGGGCCAGAUGGCAAUGCACAUGGUAUUACUGAUGCUGUACUGAGCAGUGCACUGCACACUCCUGACAGUGACAACUAUGAGAUAUGUUUGGGUUCCAAUACUGACGUGCUGCAUCAGGGUCAUAAUGAUCAAUGCAGUGAUGACACAGAAGAUAUUAUUGAGGAUGCCUCUGCCAAGUACAUAGAAAGGGGAAUUGUACUACUCUCAGGUAAAGGAAGAUCAAAUUUAAAAGAUGGGGAACUUAACUCCAAGUUGGAGGGAGCAAAAGUUGUGGAAUCUGGUCUUUACUUCAAUAAGGAUAUUGGUAACAUUUUAGAUAGUGGAUCUGUUGCUGGUGAAAUAGCUCCAUCUGGUUCUGGUUUAUCAAAAGAUUCGUCCGAGUAUAGACAGGAGGUUUUAGAUGGCUUCUCAAUACAAACAUCUCUUGAUGGGUCCUCUAUGUGUGGGGAGAAAAUUGGUUGUAGAGUAGAUGCAAUUGAGAAUGAAGGUGCUUUGUCUGAGGAAGCUGCGUGCACAAUGAAGAAUUAUGCUGGAACAUGCUCAUCAAAUCCCAGAGAAUUACUCAUGGAGCUGCAGUCCCUGUUCUCGAAGGGAAACACGAAAGAAUCUGAUCCUCAUGACGGCCUUGCAUUCCCAAGUGCUGAAAAUUCUGGAGAUGAAUCAAUCAAUGUUGAACAACGGGUUAAAGUACACCAUAGCUCUGAUCUGUCUCACUUGGAUGAACUGAUUGGGUGUUCCAAUACUGAAAUGCUGCGUCAGGGUCACAAUCAUAAAGAUCGAUCCAAUGUGGAUAGGGUAGAGCAAGUUGCUUCUGAACCCUGCACAAAUGAUAUUGUUGAGGCUGCUGCUACUGCCAAGUGCAUAGAAAGCGGACAGGUGCUGCCCCCAUCUGAAGAGAGAACUCCAUCUGGUUCUGGUUUACCAGAAGAUUAUCCUAAGGAUCAUUACCCACGACAAGAGCUUUUAGAUGGCUUCUCAUUGGAAUCAUCUCUUCAAGGCACUAUCUCUUCAACUGUUUCUGGUGUAGCAGCAAUUGGGAAUCCUUCAUCGAGUUUAGCAACUCCUGAUUAUAAAUAUGAAGGUGCUUUGUCUGAGGAAGCAGAGUGCAGGAUGAAGAAUUAUACCGGAACUAGCUCGGUAGAUCCCAGACACUUAGUCAUGGACCUGCAGUCUCUUUUCUCAGAGGGAAGUACUGAAAAGUCUGAUAUGCAAGAUAAUCUUGCAUUUCCAAGUGCUGAGAGCGGAAGGGAUGAACGUAUUAGUUGCCAUGUCGAGAAACUAGUUGACACACAUGUUUCUUCUGAACCUGAUACAUACCAAGGUCCUUGUCAAGAUCUCAGCAGACAUGAAGAAAAAGAGAGUUGCGUGUCUGUUCCCAUGCAAGUCAAAGAAAGUGGAGGGUUCUUGAGGUCUAGCCUCAUGAAAGGUUCACUUACAUCAGUCCAGAUUGAUUUGGCUGAUGAUGCCCAUCUUAUUGAAAGGGAUAUUGUUGCCGCCGUGGAAGUGCUUUGUGAGGAGAAAGUGGAAAGAAAGUCUAUGCCUACUUCAGAUGGACAUGGAAUUUGUCAAUCUCGCAGCCAGAAGCAUAUAAUUGAAGCAAACUCCAUGGUAUUUAGUUGUGGUACCGAAGUGCUCCAUCAAGAUCAUAAAGAGUGCAACAAACCUAAUGAAGGUAAAUUCAGUCCAAAAGCCCUUGUUGAAAAUAACAUGACUGAAGAUGCACCAAUUGAAGGAAUAGGAAGUUCAAUGAUGGUGCCCUUGGUUGCUGGAAUGUCAGAAAUACCUUAUGAGCAGCUUAACACUAAGAUGAGUGAUGAAAGUGAGGAACUCAGCUUUAGCUGUGAUAAAGAAACAAUUGAAAAUUUCUGUACUGGGCCAGCAAAAAGGCAUCUGUACCCAUUGCCCAAAGGCUUCCAUAUAGACUCUUGCCAGAAACAGGAGGUCCCAGAAGUUCUUUCUUCAUGGAAAACUCCUGAAGAAUCCGCAAAAUUUCAGUGUGUGAGUCUUUCAGGAUCAGGGCCUUGCCAGCAGCAUGUGAAUGAAAGCACAAGUAUGCAAGUGACUUGUAAUAUUGAAACGCCCAAUCAGGAUCACGAGGAAUACAAUCAAAAUAAUGAAGACCAAACCACUCCUGGUAUCCCGUCUAGCAGUGUGCCUGAAGCUGUAGGGAUUGAAGAGUCAGAAAUGGAAAUAGGUCUGAUCCCUGCUGCAGAAGCAUCAGUGUUGCCUUUGCCAGAUGAGCAGCUUAACAAUAAGCUGGAGGGUACUGAGUUCCUGAACAGAGAAGCAUCCAACCUGCACAAAGAUGAUUGCAUGGAUCUGUCCAUUGAAGAUAAUCACCCAAAUGGUCUUCCUGCUCCAAGAUCUCCUGAACAAUCUGCAUAUUUUCAGAACAAUGACUUGGGUUCAAUAGCUGAACUCCGUACUAAGCUACAGAGUUUCAAAGUUUCCAGCACCGUAAAAGGAAGCUACAUCGCUAUGAGCGCCCCUCGUCCGAAGCCUAGGGACAGCAUGAGUCAAUCUGCAAUCGCGCUGCUCAGGAACAUAGAGAACACACCUGCUGUUAAAGCUGGCCAUCCUGUCAAGGCGAACGCUGAUGGUAAGGACUCAUCAAGGCGAGCGCUGCAGCCCAUCAGCGGAAGACCAAGGGAGCACUGA
Molecule: messenger RNA, 9210 nt
Organism: Miscanthus lutarioriparius
Lineage: Eukaryota; Viridiplantae; Streptophyta; Magnoliopsida; Poales; Poaceae
Source: the annotation of a GenBank genome assembly